AUGGCCAAAGUAAUAGCAGCUUGUUUCCUUAUCGGACUGGUUCUCACAGCUCUAUUCCUCGUGAUCUUCUUCAGCCCUCCGCAGUUUCCUUGCGUCACUCUCGUCUCCCUCAACGUGAGCAGGCUUAACUUCACCACAGCUCGUAUCUCCGGCUACGUCGAUAUGCAGUUUCAAGUUAUAAACGGUAACAUGUUGACUGAUUUCUCAUACGACGACGUUUACUGCUCAAUGUACCGCGGAAAACGGCUUCUGGCGUCGACCAUGUUCCCUGCCUUCUCUCAAAGAGCGUGGGAGACGAAGCCAAUCAACUUCACUGUCUAUCUCACUCCUCUAACUAGAGCCAGAGAAGUCGGUAAGGACCCAUAUGCUUUGGAAGAGUUCGAUGUGAAGCUGGUUACUUUCAUUAAAUGGCGAUUUGGGUCGUCCAAGUCCGUUAUGUUUUCAUGCGAUGAGGUGCCAGUGGGUCUCGUGCUUACCACUCCUGGUCACGGCAAGAUGAUUGGGCCAGCGAGGAACUGCGAGGUGUGUUAG
Messenger RNA from Eruca vesicaria subsp. sativa (arugula), 531 nucleotides. Lineage: Eukaryota; Viridiplantae; Streptophyta; Magnoliopsida; Brassicales; Brassicaceae. The record is from the annotation of a GenBank genome assembly.